CACUCUCCCAUUCAUGCGGAACUCAGUCCGGUUUCCCGGUCUGUCGCAGCCGUCUUCCCCGCCAACCUAGAUGCUGGACGAGGAUCGAUGCUCGCGCAACCAUGCACAUACACUACCAUGAGAUCCCGCGUGCGAGCCAUGGAAGAGCCGGGUUAGCUCGCAGCUGGGCUCAUGCUUGUCAAAUGCUAUGCAGCGGGCAACCGUUCGAGACCCCUCUGGUGCUGGCGCUGGCGCUGCAAAUCCCGUCGCCCGGCCCUGGGAGCAAAGAAGGGGGUUUUGGAGGGUUGGAGGGAUUAAUUUACAGCAUCGUUGAUUUUGGAAGCGAAGUAGGACCGAGAGAUAUGGAACUUGCAGGAAUGGAAUAAGGUUUGGAGGGUAUGGCAGGGAAUUUGAGAGACAGGACGAGACUUAUUGCCUUGAACUGGAGCUUGAUACCAUAUGCCGGUUGAGCUGUAUCCUGCCUUGGGGAUGUAGGGAAACAAUUAAUAAAAUGAGCGAGUAGA
Molecule: messenger RNA, 503 nt
Organism: Lindgomyces ingoldianus
Lineage: Eukaryota; Fungi; Ascomycota; Dothideomycetes; Pleosporales; Lindgomycetaceae
Exons: 1
Coding region: 102-365 (87 amino acids)
Molecular function (GO): catalytic activity
Source: RefSeq, a predicted model, not a curated record